Messenger RNA from Budorcas taxicolor (takin), 1334 nucleotides. It is a transcript of the gene PITPNB, whose product is annotated as phosphatidylinositol transfer protein beta. The record is from RefSeq and is a predicted model, not a curated record. The transcript has 12 exons. Gene Ontology annotation, cellular component: cytoplasm. Gene Ontology annotation, biological process: phospholipid transport. NCBI's taxonomy places the organism in Eukaryota, Metazoa, Chordata, Mammalia, Artiodactyla, Bovidae. Gene Ontology annotation, molecular function: phosphatidylcholine binding; phosphatidylcholine intramembrane carrier activity; phosphatidylinositol binding. Bases 62 to 877 code for a protein of 271 amino acids.
GCGGCGGCGGCGGUGGUGGUAGAGGUAGAGGCGGCGGCAGCUGUGAAGGGGUUCCGGAAAGAUGGUGCUGAUUAAAGAAUUCCGUGUGGUUCUGCCAUGUUCGGUUCAGGAGUAUCAGGUUGGGCAGCUUUACUCUGUGGCAGAAGCCAGUAAGAAUGAGACUGGUGGUGGUGAAGGAAUUGAAGUCUUAAAGAAUGAACCUUAUGAAAAGGAUGGAGAAAAGGGACAGUAUACACACAAAAUUUAUCACCUAAAGAGCAAAGUCCCCGCGUUCGUGAGGAUGAUCGCUCCUGAGGGCUCCUUGGUGUUUCACGAGAAAGCCUGGAACGCAUACCCCUACUGUAGAACAAUUGUAACGAACGAAUAUAUGAAAGAUGAUUUCUUCAUUAAAAUUGAAACAUGGCACAAACCAGACUUGGGAACGUUAGAAAAUGUACACGGUCUAGAUCCGAACACGUGGAAAACGGUCGAAAUUGUCCACAUAGACAUUGCAGAUCGAAGUCAAGUCGAGCCAGCGGACUACAAAGCUGAUGAAGACCCAGCAUUAUUCCAGUCUGUCAAGACCAAGAGAGGCCCUCUGGGACCCAACUGGAAGAAGGAGCUGGCAAACAACUCUGACUGUCCUCAGAUGUGUGCCUAUAAGCUGGUGACCAUCAAAUUCAAGUGGUGGGGCCUGCAGAGCAAGGUAGAAAACUUCAUCCAGAAGCAAGAAAAAAGGAUAUUUACAAACUUUCAUCGCCAGCUUUUUUGUUGGAUUGACAAGUGGAUUGAUCUGACAAUGGAAGACAUUAGGAGAAUGGAAGACGAAACUCAGAAAGAACUAGAAACAAUGCGUAAGAAGGGUUCCGUCCGAGGCACGUCGGCUGCUGAUGUCUAGAUGAGUCCCCUGUAGGGUCAGAGACAAUACCAAACUGUUUACGUAAUCAAGGUCAAGUAAGGGGAACCAGUGCAGCCAGUGAUGAAUGAAGAAGAAUCUGACCAUGUCUCGCAGUGUUGACGUUUCCCAGACGUGUGCUUGUGGGUCUGUGCCCAGAGGCACGGGUCCCAACUACGUGUGUAUAUAUAUUGGUGUGUGUCAAUCUGUAGCUGUAUAUAAAACGCAUGUAGAGCUACAGAUCCCAGUACACACACUUGUGUAUAUAUGUACAUACAAACAUACUGAAGGGAUUAGUACAAUUUCUCCAAAGUACUGUACCUAUCUUCAGCAAGAGUGCAAAAGGAAGUAUUUUCAGUAUAUAUACCUGGGACAGAUUUUAAUAAUUAUCAGAGUAAUGCCAUUAAUGGAUGAAUCGACUGCAAUGUAAUACUAGCUGGUAUGUUUCGUAAAUGGCAAG